Mollisia scopiformis is the source of this 2070-nucleotide messenger RNA. RefSeq names its product ATP-NAD kinase-like protein. Gene Ontology annotation, molecular function: NAD+ kinase activity. The record is from RefSeq and is a predicted model, not a curated record. NCBI's taxonomy places the organism in Eukaryota, Fungi, Ascomycota, Leotiomycetes, Helotiales, Mollisiaceae. The coding region runs from base 265 to 2013 and encodes 582 amino acids. The transcript has 4 exons. Gene Ontology annotation, biological process: NADP+ biosynthetic process; NAD+ metabolic process.
CUCGAUGCAGAUAAAAUAUGCUGAACAGAAGCAUAUGUCUGACAAACAUCUCAAGUAAUCUUUGAUCUACGUACAGUAUGCUCAUCGAACGAGAGAGGUAAGUUUGUAAAUAUUCUUUGGUGGUUUUUAGGUAGGAAGAUUAUGUGUUUUCCUUGCGAUGCGAACGGUGCCAAUGCCAUCUGGCGUCGCCAACGUCAGUCCUUGCAGCUUUCGCGACCCGUGAAUCGUAAUCAAUCCGCGGAUUGAAAUUUCCAAACCACCACAAUGCCUCUCCCAGCUCCUCCCAGUAUCUCUCUUCCUGACCGGCAGCAAUUCGACGGUUCAGGCCCUUUCAGUCCGCACGAGGAGUGUCUUUCCAGCGCCAGCGACACCGAGUACCAGCAUGCUCUAGAGGUCGUCUUCGAUCCUCAAAAUGCCCAUCGUAGAAAAUCUUCCCUCGUAACAACCGACCCCGCCAACGCAUUCCUCCGGAGGAAAAACACGGAAUGCUACGUCCACGCACUCCUCGAAAGCCAGCGACAGCACGACGGCUCGCACAAUGGCGCGCUCGAAUCCAUCGCCGAGACGCUGUCGCAGAGUCGGAUAGCCAGCGGCAUGGAGUCACAUACAGAUCGAGAUACAGCUGUGGAGCCCAAGGGCGGCGAGGAUGCUGGAGAUCCGUGUGGGCAGGAAGACGAAAAGUCGUGGAAGGAGAGGAUGGAGGCUAAGCAUGCGGAACACGAUGUUAAUGAUAAUCAGAAGUAUGAUGUUGCGGUGGGAGAGGAUCCGCAUGCGGUGCAUAGCAGGCUCUUGACUAAGAAGCAGCUGUCGGAUAUGGCGUGGGGAGUGAGGGAGUUGAGUAAGAGGUUGGGGAGUAUUCGGUUGAAGCUUAAGGUCAAGACGGUGUUUCUUCUGACUAAGGCUCACGAUGAGGGCUUGAUUGGCAAUACGAGGGAAGUUGCAAAGUGGUUGCUGAGUCCUGAGAGGGAGGUCAGGUACACGGUUUGGGUGGAAGACAACUUGAAGGAGAAUAGAAAGUUUAACGCCAAGGGCUUGUUGGAAGAACUCGAGGAUGACUACUCGAAGAACGAGAAAGCGAACGGGGAGGAACCGAAGCUGGAGAAGAGGUUACGAUACUGGCGGAACGACAUGUGCCGGACGAGGCCUCAUACUUUUGACUUUGUGGUUACGCUGGGAGGUGAUGGAACGGUUCUCUAUGCCAGUUGGCUGUUCCAGCGGAUCGUUCCUCCAGUGCUGAGUUUUGCUUUGGGCAGUUUGGGAUUCUUGACGAAAUUCGAUUAUGAUGAAUAUCAGGAGAUAUUAACGAAGGCUUUCAAAGACGGCGUUACGAUUAGUUUGAGACUUAGAUUCGAAGGCACGGUAAUGCGGAGUCAAAAAAGGAAAAGAUCCAGGAUACAAAAUGGGGAUACAUCAGUAGCCCCCGAGCAAGAAGACGAAGACAGCAAUGAGAACAGAGAUCUAGUUGAGGAACUAGUUGGGGAGGAGAAGGAGGAUGAGAGGACACAUCGACCGGACGGCACAUACGAGAUCCUAAACGACAUCGUCGUUGACCGUGGUCCGAAUCCAACAAUGUCCUCCACCGAGAUCUUCGGCGACGACGAGCACUUCACCUCCGUCCAAGCAGACGGCGUCUGCGUCGCCACUCCCACAGGCUCAACAGCCUACAACCUCGCAGCCGGCGGUUCCCUCUGCCAUCCCGAGAACCCCGUGAUCCUGGUAACAGCCAUCUGCGCGCACACGCUGUCCUUCCGGCCCAUCAUCCUGCCCGACACGAUCGUGCUGCGGGUGGGCGUGCCGUACGAUGCGCGGACGAGCAGCUGGGCGAGCUUCGAUGGGAGGGAGAGGGUGGAGUUGCGGCCGGGGGAUUACGUGACGAUUAGUGCGAGUCGGUAUCCGUUUGCGAAUGUGAUGCCGCAGGGGAGGCGGAGUGAGGAUUGGGUUAAUAGUAUUAGUGGGAAGUUGGGGUGGAAUACGAGGCAGCGGCAGAAGAGUUAUAAGGAGUGGUCGAAGUAGAUAUUGGUAGAUUCUUAUAAUGGAAUCCCGGACCUGUACGUUCAUCGUGCGCUGCGG